Iphiclides podalirius (scarce swallowtail) is the source of this 369-nucleotide messenger RNA. The record is from the annotation of a GenBank genome assembly. Lineage: Eukaryota; Metazoa; Arthropoda; Insecta; Lepidoptera; Papilionidae.
AUGGAAAAGAGGCUAAAAGAAUUAUCAGAAAUACAUUGCUUCAUUGAAGGAAUCGAUAAAGAAGUGUCAGUAAUAUUACAGGGCUUAAAAUGGGAUAAAAGACGAUUAUUGGAGGAUGUACCAAAAGCAACUUGCAGUUAUGACAAGAGUCAUAAACUGCCUCCAGAUAGGAAGGAAUUUCAUGAAAUGCAGUGCUUCUUGAAAUCCCAUGGUUAUGAUAAAGAUGAUCUAUUGCUGCCUGACCCAUUGGAUAUAAAUGCUAACACUCUCAUUAAAUUUGAUAAGCAAGCCGUCAUAACAAUAAUAAACAAUGCAUCAUGUUCCGACCCAUUAUUCAAAGAAUUUAAAUGCAUGUUCUUCCGCAGGCAU